This is a messenger RNA of Hyalella azteca, 1572 nucleotides long. Its product is annotated as U-scoloptoxin(11)-Sm5a. Lineage: Eukaryota; Metazoa; Arthropoda; Malacostraca; Amphipoda; Hyalellidae. The transcript is spliced from 5 exons. The record is from RefSeq and is a predicted model, not a curated record. The coding region runs from base 464 to 1174 and encodes 236 amino acids.
AAAGAUGAAUGUGGCUCUAUAAAUAUAUUCCUCUAGUUGGAAUCUAUAUUAAUUCAGUUUCGUCUUAAAAAGACAUUUGGUUAGAUUGCACCAUUGGUUUUUAGGACGCAUCCAAAAUUUAUUUCCGGAAACUCGUCAAACUAGAACUUGGCUUACUCAGCAUUUAUACUAACAUUGAAGCAUUAUAAAUUUGAACACUUUGAGGGGUUAAUUCUGCAACGAUUGUUUCGUUAAUUCAUUUUCUGACUUUUUAAUGAAAACUCAAAAUUCUGGAGACCAAAUUUAUGAACCUCAAUUAUCGUUCAAUAAAAUAACCAGAGUUGAAGUAAAUUAAUCUAACAGCAAGAUAAUUACAAACUACUAAACAUAACAUCACAAACUACUACUUAAACUGAAAUUACUUGAGGGAACGUGCUGAAAAAUAUCCUCUGGCUGCUCGAGAGUGUUUAUUAAUCCAUGAAAAAUGGUUAGGAAUUCACGAGUGUUGGUUUUGGUGAGUUUUGUGGUGGUGGCAAUGGUCGUGGUUGUGACAGCGGUUCCAGCGUCUGGCAGUCUCUCCAACAACGAAGUGUACGACAGCAUCGAUGAGUCAGUGGAGGUGCCCCCGGACUGCGCACGGGGUGCCGUGUGUGGGCUGGUUGAGGUGAACGCCUUCGGCGUGAGCAGCGUACCCCUCUGUAGCUGCCCCAGGGCCAGCGCCCCAUGUCCCCUCGUGUGGGACCAAGAGGACGGCAGAUCUGUUACAGUCGGGCCAAAACAGUACAAGUUCUGCCACCAGCCCAACCCGCUGCGCGUAUGCGGACGCUCGGAGAAGGCGUACGUGUCUGCGUUUUACCUACAGCCUCCAUCCUACCAAAUCCUGUCAGGAUCCCACCGCCUCAUUUGUUACUGCCCAGCCAGCGGCCACCACCUCGUGCCAGCUCAUACACAAGAGUCCUUUGAAGACGGCAUGCUUGUUAUAUCCUCGGUACACACCUGUAACCAGCUGCCAGUUUGCCAGUCCGGAUCUCCGUGCAAAGAAAUCUCAGUGGCCGACAGCGGGUCUCAAGUUGAGGUGAAGUGCCGCUGUCCCAGACCCCUCGUCUGUCCCACCAUGUCCCGAGAAGUCAUUCCACACUCCGACAACUACAACAGAGGAUCAGGAUAUUCAGUGCAUUGCCAUCUCUUAUUUUAGAGUCCACGUUGUUAUUUAUUGUACUGCAGGAUUGUUCUAUCACAUGAUAUGGCAUGCAAUUCGGCAGUACUUCUGAAGAUUGUUGAUCAGUAAAUUUUCACACGGAGUUUACAUCGUGGAGAAAUAACCGUCAAUAUACUAAUUAAAAUUAAAUUUUAUUCUGGGAAAUUCGUUUCACUAAAGACAUUUAAACUAAUCCUCAGUUAUACUUGUGGCUAACAAAGAAAAAAUCGUCUCUCGUGAUAUUGUUUUCAAAAUAAAAUUAGUAAUAAAAUAAAAUUGUGUGUCUAAUAAUUUUUUGAGCCUCGUAUGCUUUACUUAUUUUGCUCACCUUCUACGUCAGCGUUGCCUGCUCUCUUAAUUCAUUCUUCAUUCGAUACAGAAAAUCCCUAAUUCAA